Molecule: messenger RNA, 7060 nt
Organism: Rhinopithecus roxellana (golden snub-nosed monkey)
Lineage: Eukaryota; Metazoa; Chordata; Mammalia; Primates; Cercopithecidae
Gene: ACO1
Product: aconitase 1
Exons: 21
Coding region: 150-2819 (889 amino acids)
Biological process (GO): tricarboxylic acid cycle; citrate metabolic process
Cellular component (GO): mitochondrion; cytosol
Molecular function (GO): 4 iron, 4 sulfur cluster binding; aconitate hydratase activity; 3 iron, 4 sulfur cluster binding
Source: RefSeq, a predicted model, not a curated record
CGGCGGCCCCGGGGGCGAGAGGGGGCGGAGCGUGGAGGCGGCAGCUGAAACCGGGCAGCGCACGGGAGCGCGUCCCGCUCCUUGGGUCUGGUGCGCCGGUCGCGGGAGCCCCACCGUGCAGUCGGAGGAAUACGUGGCCAUCAGUCAUCAUGAGCAACCCAUUUGCACACCUUGCUGAGCCGCUGGAUCCUGUACAACCAGGAAAGAAAUUCUUCAAUUUGAAUAAAUUGGAGGAUCCAAGAUAUGGGCGCUUACCAUUUUCCAUCAGAGUUCUUCUGGAAGCGGCCAUUCGGAAUUGUGAUGGGUUUUUGGUGAAGAAGCACGAUAUUGAAAAUAUUCUACACUGGAAUGUCAUGCAGCAUGAGAACAUAGAAGUGCCAUUUAAGCCUGCUCGUGUCAUCCUGCAGGACUUUACGGGUGUGCCCGCUGUGGUUGACUUUGCUGCAAUGCGUGAUGCUGUGAAAAAGUUAGGAGGAGAUCCAGAGAAAAUAAACCCUGUCUGUCCUGCUGAUCUUGUAAUAGAUCAUUCCAUCCAGGUUGAUUUCAACAGAAGGGCAGACAGUUUACAGAAGAAUCAAGACCUGGAAUUUGAAAGAAAUAGAGAGCGAUUUGAAUUUUUAAAGUGGGGUUCCCAGGCUUUUCACAACAUGAGGAUUAUUCCCCCUGGCUCAGGAAUCAUCCACCAGGUGAAUUUGGAAUAUUUGGCAAGAGUGGUAUUUGAUCAGGAUGGAUAUUAUUACCCAGACAGCCUCGUGGGCACAGACUCGCACACUACCAUGAUUGAUGGCUUGGGCAUUCUUGGUUGGGGUGUUGGUGGUAUUGAAGCAGAAGCUGUCAUGCUGGGUCAGCCAAUCAGUAUGGUGCUUCCUCAGGUGAUUGGCUAUAGGCUGAUGGGGAAGCCCCACCCUCUGGUAACAUCCACUGACAUCGUGCUCACCAUUACCAAGCACCUCCGCCAGGUUGGGGUGGUGGGCAGAUUUGUCGAGUUCUUCGGGCCAGGAGUAGCCCAGUUGUCCAUUGCUGACCGAGCUACAAUUGCUAACAUGUGUCCAGAGUACGGAGCAACUGCUGCCUUUUUCCCAGUUGACGAAGUUAGUAUCACAUACCUGGUACAAACAGGUCGUGAUGAAGAAAAAGUACAGUACAUUAAAAAAUAUCUUCAGGCUGUAGGAAUGUUUCGAGAUUUCAAUGACCCUUCUCAAGACCCAGACUUCACCCAGGUUGUGGAAUUAGAUUUGAAAACAGUAGUGCCUUGCUGUAGUGGACCCAAAAGGCCUCAGGACAAAGUUGCUGUGUCUGACAUGAAAAAGGAUUUUGAGAGCUGCCUUGGAGCCAAGCAAGGAUUUAAAGGAUUCCAAGUUGCUCCCGAACAUCAUAAUGACCAUAAGACCUUUACCUAUGAUAACACUGAAUUCACCCUUGCUCAUGGUUCUGUGGUCAUUGCUGCCAUUACGAGCUGCACAAACACCAGUAAUCCGUCUGUGAUGUUAGGGGCAGGAUUGUUAGCAAAGAAAGCUGUGGAUGCUGGCCUGAACGUGAUGCCUUACAUCAAAACUAGCCUGUCUCCUGGGAGUGGCGUGGUCACCUACUACCUACAAGAAAGCGGCGUCAUGCCUUAUCUGUCUCAGCUUGGAUUUGACGUGGUGGGCUAUGGCUGCAUGACCUGCAUUGGCAACAGUGGGCCUUUACCUGAACCUGUGGUAGAAGCCAUCACACAGGGAGACCUUGUAGCUGUUGGAGUACUAUCUGGGAACAGGAAUUUUGAAGGUCGAGUGCACCCCAACACCCGGGCCAACUAUUUAGCUUCUCCCCCCUUAGUAAUAGCAUACGCAAUUGCUGGGACCAUCAGAAUCGACUUUGAGAAAGAACCACUGGGAGUAAAUGCAAAGGGACAGCAGGUAUUUCUGAAAGAUAUCUGGCCGACUAGAGAUGAGAUCCAGGCAGUGGAGCGUCAGUAUGUCAUCCCGGGGAUGUUUAAGGAAGUCUAUCAGAAAAUAGAGACUGUGAAUGAAAGCUGGAAUGCCUUAGCAACCCCAUCAGAUAAGAUGUUUUUCUGGAAUUCCAAAUCUACAUAUAUCAAAUCACCACCAUUCUUUGAAAACCUGACUUUGGAUCUUCAGCCCCCUAAAUCUAUAGUGGAUGCCUAUGUGCUGCUAAAUUUGGGAGAUUCGGUAACGACUGAUCACAUCUCUCCAGCUGGAAAUAUUGCAAGAAACAGUCCUGCUGCUCGCUACUUAACUAACAGAGGCCUAACUCCACGAGAAUUUAACUCCUAUGGCUCCCGCCGAGGUAAUGACGCUGUCAUGGCACGGGGAACAUUUGCCAACAUUCGCUUGUUAAACAGAUUUUUGAACAAGCAGGCACCACAGACUAUCCAUCUGCCUUCUGGGGAAAUCCUUGAUGUGUUUGAUGCUGCUGAGCGGUACCAGCAGGCAGGCCUUCCCCUGAUCGUUCUGGCUGGCAAAGAGUACGGUGCAGGCAGCUCCCGAGACUGGGCAGCUAAGGGCCCUUUCCUGCUGGGAAUCAAAGCUGUCCUGGCCGAGAGCUAUGAGCGCAUUCACCGCAGUAACCUGGUUGGCAUGGGGGUGAUCCCACUUGAGUAUCUCCCUGGUGAGAAUGCAGAUGCCCUGGGGCUCACAGGGCGGGAACGAUACACUAUCAUUAUUCCAGAAAACCUCAAACCACGAAUGAAAGUUCAGGUCAAGCUGGAUACUGGAAAGACUUUCCAGGUUGUCAUGAGGUUCGACACUGACGUGGAGCUCACUUAUUUCCUCAAUGGGGGCAUCCUCAACUACAUGAUCCGCAAGAUGGCCAAGUAGGAGACCUGCACUUGGUGCUGCGCCCAGGGAGGAAGUCGCACCACCAGCCAGCCCAGGCCCUGGUGGAGAGGCCUCCCCGGCUGCCUCUGGGAGGGGUGCUGCCUUGUAGAUGGAGCAAGUGAGCACCAGGGUUUUGGUGCCAAUCCUGCAGGCACAAAACCAGAAGUUUCUACAUUCUCUAUUUUUGUUAAUCUUCUCUUUUUCCAGAAUUUGGAAGCUAGAAUGGUGGGAAUGUCAGUAGUGCCAGAAAGAGCCAAGCUUGUCUUUAAAGUUACUGAUCACAGGACGUUGAUUUUUCACUGUUUCUUAUUAAUCUUCAGCUGAACACAAGCAAACCUUCUCAGGAGGUGUCUCCUACCCUCUUAUUGUUCCUCUUACCCUCUGUUCAAUGAAACCUUUCUCUUGAGGGUCAUUUUCCUUUCUAUAUUAUACCAGUGUUAACUGACAUGGAUAGAUACCAAAUCAGAGCAGUGAUCCUCUCCCCUUUUCCUUCAGAGUGAAUCAUCCAGACUCCUCAUGGACAGGUUGGGUGUUGAAGUUUUUUUGAUUAUGUACCUUUUGAUAGAUCCACAUAAAAAGAAAUGUGAAGUUUUCUUUUACUAUCUUUUCAUUUAUCAAGCAGAGACCUUUGUUGGGAGGCGGUUUUGGCAGAACACAUUUCUAAUUUGAAUGAAAUGAAAUCUAUUUUCAAUGAAAACAUGUUGACUUUGAGUUUUGCUGUGUUUGUGGCUGGAAUUUUGGGACAUUUAGUGCAGAGUGAAUCUCAGACUAUGUCAUUAGGAAGCCUGAACAACCUUCAUAUUCUCCCAUUUUUACAACUCUAUCAGAAUUGUACAGGUAUAAUGGAAAUGUUUAGGAACCAUUAUGCUCUACCCUGUUUGGGAGCAGACAAGAGGGAAGAGUAGCCUGGUAGCAGUAGCAAUGAUGUGAGUAUGUAAGGAAAAGCAGAUGAUUGGUUUUUAGUGCCCUGAAGUUUAUCUGCUCAUUUUUACCCCUGUAGUCGUCUUAGUUUGCUUGGGCUGCUAUAAUGUAAUACCAUAGACUGAAUGGCUGAAAGAAUAGAAAUGCAUUUUCUCACAGUUAUGGAGGCUGGAAUUCUGAGAUCAAAGUUCUAGCCACUUCAUUUUCUGGUAAGGACACUCUUCCUGGCUUACAGAUGGCCACCUUCUUGCUUGUUCUCACAUGGCAUUUCUUUGGUUUGUGCCUGGUGGGAGAGAGAGAAAAUGGGCUCUCUUCUUACAGCAACACUAAUUGUAUUGGAUCAGGGUUCCACUCUUAGGGAGACCCAGGAAAACUGGUGGUAUAACUUGGUUCAAGUCCAAAUGCCUAAGAACCUGGAGGGGCAUGGGGAAUGCUGGUGUAAGUCCCAGAGUCGGAAUGCCCAAGAACCAGCAGGAGCUGUGAUGUCCAGGGACAGGAGGGCAGGAUCUUUGUAACGAAUUUUUUAUGUCAAACUUAGCACUCAGGGGAUAUGGCCUGGUCAUCAGAACGUCUGGAAUCUAAUCCUUUUUCUACUUCUCACCAGAUGAGGGAUCAAGACAGGUUAUUUAGCAUCCCUACACUUGCGGUCCUGGGGAUCUUAUUUAUAUUCAUAAAAAAAAUUACAAACAGCCAGGCACGGUGGCUCACACCUACAAUUCCAGCACUUUGGGAGGCCGAGGCGGGUAGAUCAUCUGAGGUCAGGAGUUCUAGACCAGCCUGGCCAACAUGGUAAAACCCUCUCUACUAAAAAUACAAAAAUUAGCCAGGUAUGGUGUUGGGCACCUGUAAACCCAGCUACAUGGGAGGCUGAGGCAGGAGAAUUGCUUGAACCUGGGAGGCAGAGGCUGCAGUGAGCCGAGAUCAUGCCAUUGUACUCCCGCCUGGCUACAAGAGCAAAACUCCAUCAUCUCAAAAAAAAAAAAAAAAAAAAAAAUUACAAACAGAACUCCAUUGUACAAAAAGCCUGUGAUCCUCAUGUUAGGAUCAGUCCUAGAAUAAAAACACUAAGAAUGGCUGAGAAAACAGACCUCCACCCUCUUAGCUCUCCAUUACUGAGCAGCUGGGGAGCUGUCUUGCUCCCCAUAUUCAGUGGCUCCUAUGGUCUCAAUGUUUGUAUCCUCCCCAAAAUUCACGUGGUGAAACCUUAACCCCCUAGGUGUUGGUAAUAGAAGCUGGGGCCUUUGGAAGGUGAUUAGAUCAUGGUGGUGAGGCCCUCAUGGAUGGGGGUAGUGCCUUAAAAGAGGCUCAAGAUAGAGACCCUCCUCAUUUCUUCUACCAUGGGAGAACACAGCAAGAAGGUACCAUCUGUGAACCAGAAAAUCUGUGAACCAGAAAGUGGGUUCUCACCAGUUACUGACUCUGCCAGUGCUUUGAACCUAGACUUUCAGCCAGAACUGUGAGGAACGUCUAUUGUUUAUAAGGCACCCAGUUCAUAUUUAGUUACAGCAGCCCAACCAAAGACCGUGGUUAUGAGGAAACAGAUGCUUGUGGCUAGACUAAUGGAAUUGGGUCCCUUACCUCCAAGUAUACCCUCUGUCCUUUUCAGUAAAAAUAUCUUUGCCAGACACAGUGGCUCAUGCCUAUAAUCCCAACACUUUGGGAGGCCGAGGCUAGAGGGUUGCUUGAGCCCAGAAGUUUGAGACCAACCUGGGCAACACUUUACAAAAAGAAAUUAAUUAAUUAAAUCAGCCAGGUGUGCACCUGUGGUCCCAGCUUUUGAGGAGGCUGAGGUGGGAGGACCACUUGAGCCUGGGAGGUCGAGGCCAUGAUUGUUCCACUGCACUCCAGCCUGGGCAACAAAGUGAGACCCUAUCACCCCCCCCCCCCCCCCAGAAAAAAAAAAAAAAAGUAUCUUGGCCAGUGUCUCAACCUUGCCCAGUGUCUCAACCUUGCCCACUAACAAGCCUAAAUAAACCAACUUCUUUUACCUGGUUCUUUAACGGCUGGUCAUCUUACUAUCCAAAUUAAAAAUAUGCUGUUCUCCCUCCCAUAUUCUUUGGGAAUGAAGAUUCCCAUGUUUGUUGUGAUAGUUUCCAAAUUCAUUACUGCCUGAUCCCUCCUAGGGAAAAAGGCAUUCCUGGCAUCCACAGCAAGCUCAGAGUUAAUAUUUUUAACAUAGCAAAUAAGGACAAGGGAUGCCCUUCAUGUGUAUUUACACACCAGAUUUUUACGGUACGUAGGGAGUAAUCUAGGGGAAAGAUACAUUAGGCAUGAAUCUUAGCUGUGGUAGAAGCACAACUGAAAUUAGCUAAAGCAAAAAAAAAAAAAACAGCUGGCUCAUAGAACUUGAGGAACAGUGGUGGCCAUGACUGUGGGCUCGAUUGGAUCUAGUGACUCAAGCUCCCUUCCAUUUGCCCCUCCAACCACCCCCCAUCCCUCCGCCAAUCAUACCUUCUAUUGGCCUCUGCAGUAGAGUGGCCUCUUCUGGGCCCUUCCAUAUGCCAGGGGAUAUGGCCACCAGCAGUUCUGGGGCAACCAUUAAUAAUUUGUGAUCUUGGAGAUUUGUCUCUCAGUAUUCCCUAGGGCAAAAAUAUUGGGAGUUCCUAGUCACCUAAAUGAAGAACUUUAUUUUUGGCAGUUUCCCUUUCAGGGCUGUAACAGGACUGGAGUAAUGCACGGGGUUAUGUAGGAGCAAUGCAGAGCCACUUUUGAAAAAUGGUAACCAAGGUUCUUCUGGCUGCCUUCUUAGGACAUUAUUAAAUGUCAUAAACACAAGUGGAUUUUAAUACCCAGCCAGUUUGUGUUCAACCAGACGGCAUAAUUAUCAUAAAAAAAGAUUACAUAAUGGUAGCUGAUAUUCUUAUUUUUAAAAGUUGACAUCCCAAGAGUGAAUCCUACAUAUUCAAUAUAGAUUUAUUGAAUGAAAUUCGUAGUUUUAUAUUAUAAUGAAACAGAGUUCCAGGCAUGUACCUGCCAAAUUUGGUUCUGGUUGUCUUUUUGUAUGUAGGCUGGGUACCUGCUAUUGUGCUUCUACAGGAUGUUAACAGUGUCCCCUGAGUAAAACAGACCCAGGGUCAGUACAUUUGGGAACCACUGAGUUAAAUGGGUUUUAUCACUGCAGAACAGACACAAGAACAAUGUGUGCUGUAAAUCACUGUUUGCAGGGAAGGUGGCAGCAAAUGGCACAGAAACCCACCUGACCACAGAGUGCUUUCUUCUGGGCGUCUCACACACUGGGCUCCACAGGAUGCUCUUGAGAAACACUGAGCUAUGGUUGGUCUGCUGUUUGAAAUUCAAAUAAUAAUGAAUCAAUUUUAAGG